This is a messenger RNA of Adelges cooleyi (spruce gall adelgid), 5120 nucleotides long. RefSeq names its product protein transport protein Sec24C (gene Sec24CD). Gene Ontology annotation, cellular component: endoplasmic reticulum exit site; COPII vesicle coat. Gene Ontology annotation, molecular function: SNARE binding; zinc ion binding. Gene Ontology annotation, biological process: endoplasmic reticulum to Golgi vesicle-mediated transport; COPII-coated vesicle cargo loading; intracellular protein transport. The transcript has 17 exons. The record is from RefSeq and is a predicted model, not a curated record. Lineage: Eukaryota; Metazoa; Arthropoda; Insecta; Hemiptera; Adelgidae. Bases 140 to 4876 code for a protein of 1578 amino acids.
UCGUUUCCAUUUUCCAAAUACCAAUCCUGUUUAUCUUAGUCCGUGCCCCGUGGCCACGUACAAUAGUGUAAAGUGGUAUUUAAAUUCAAUUUAGAAGGGCCUAACAAUAUUUGUUAUUUUUAUUUUUUCCAAUUAAAAAAUGAAUUCUCAAUUUAUGCCUGAUCGUUUUCAACAAAAUAAUAUCGUGCCUCCUACAUCAGAGCAACAACAUGGUCAGCACUAUCCAUUAUCAAACGAUCAAUUACCAACAUCUGAUAGAUAUAUCGGCCAACAAAGUAAUCAAGAUUUAAGACCUCCAAUGAACGGAACACAAAAUUAUUCAAAUGAUGCAUUACAAUUUACAAAACCAAAUGUAUCAAGUUCAAACAUUCCAAAUAACAUGCACUCCCUAACGAAUGAUAUGAAUCAGUUGAAUUGUGGAUCCGAUUUAAAUCAAAAUCAGCCUACACCAAUGGUAUCAGCUUUUUCACCUCAACCUCAAAAGUCAUUUUCUUCAGAUCCUAGCCAUGUACAAUCAAAUAAUUCUGAAGGUUUCCCUAUGACAUACAAUAAAAUUCAGCAUAAUGGUUCUGCAACAGGUAAUUCAUCUAACCCACAAAACGUUACUCAAUUUAGUGAAGACAAAUUAAAUAGAUCAGCCAAUUCUAAUUUACAAAAUGGACCACAAAAUACUUUUCACUCUCAGCAAUUAGAAGGUACAAAACACCAAGACCUACAACCUCAGUUGUCAAAUGCGCCUCCUGAAAACACAUUUGAAUCAAAAGUUAUUCAAAACGCUGAAUUUCAGUCUCAACAUACAAAUUUUUCGCAGCAUCAAUUUGGUUUUCAAACACAAGAGUCCAGAAAACCUUUACAAAAACCAAGUGCAGCUUUACAGCAACCUAGUUUUCCACCACAAUCUACGUCUGUAGGAGAACAACCAGGUUUUUCACCACAAGCUAGCUCGGUUCCGCAACAACAAGGAUUUCCUCCUAAUUCUAAUUCGAUUAUGCAAAAACCAGGAUUUCCCUCUGAUGCAAAUUCUAUUUCACAACAACCAGGUUUUCCACCACAACCCAGUUCUUCGGCUGCACAACAACAAAGAUUUCCGCCAAAUUCUAAUUCGGCUUUGCAAAAACCAGGGUUUCCUUUAGAUGCAAAUGCUAUUUCUCAACAACCAGGUUUUCCACCACAACCCAGUUCGGCUCCACAACCACAAGGAUUUGCUCAAAAUUCUAAUUCGACUAUGCAAAAACCUGGAUUUCCUCCACAACAGUCAGGUUUUCCACCACAACCUAUUUCAGCUCCACAGCAACAAGGAUUUCCUUCACAACCUAAUUCUAUUUCACAACCACCAGGUUUUCCACCACAACCUAUUUCAGCUGCACAGCAACAAGGAUUUCCGUCACAACCUAAUUCUAUUUCACAACAACCCGGUUUUCCUCCACAACCUGUUGCGGCUUCACAACAACAAGGAUUUCCACUACAUUCUAAUUCAAUUAUGCAAAAACCAGGAUUUCCUCCACAACCUAAUUUGAUAUCACAACAAUCUGGUUUACCACCACAAUCAACUUUGCCUUCGCAGCAACAAGGAUUUCCUCCACAACCUAGUUCAACACCUCAACAGUCGGGUUUUCCACCACAAUCAAAUUCUGAAACGCAAAAACCAGGAUUUCCCUCUUUACUCAAUUCAAUUCCACAGCAAUCAGGUUUUCAACCACAACAACCAGGAUUUCCCCCACAACAACAAGGUUUUCCACCACAAGCAAAUCCUACACCACAACAAUCUGGAUUUCCUCCACUUUCAAGUUCAGCUUCAUUACAAACAGGACCUCACUCAAAAUCGAAUUUAAGUUCUAAUCAACCAGGAUUUCCUCCUCAGCCAAAUUUAACUCCACAACAAUCAGGUUAUCCAACAAAACAACCAGGAUUUCCACCACAAUCUAGUACAGCUUCACAAUAUUCGGGUGUUGGUGUACAAUCGAGUUUGCCUCUUCAACAACCUGGUUUUCCAACACAAACUAAUUUAAACACGCAAAAUCCAGAAUUUCCAAUAGUAUCCAAUUUGAGUCGGCAGCGACAAGGAUUUCCUCCUCAACCUAAUUCGACUAUGCAACAACCAGGAUUUCUUCCACAGCCAUCAGUCAUGCAACAACCAGGGUUUCCUCCACAACCAUCGGCCAUGCAACAACAACAAGGAUUUCCCCCACAACCAUCUGCAGUGCAACAGUCAGGAUUUCCUCCACAACCAUCAGCAAUGCAACAACAAGGAUUUCCCUCACAACCAUCUGCAGUGCAACAGUCAGGAUUUCCUCCACAACCAUCAGCAAUGCAACAACCAGGAUUUCCUCCACAACCCUUAGGAUUGGGCUUAUCACAACCUCAAGGUUUUCCCUCGCAACCUGUACCAUCCCAGCAACCAGGUAUACCACCACAAGGAUUUCCUCAAACACAAGGAAAUUUCCCUCCUCAACAACCAGGAUAUCCAUCGCAACAACCCGGCUAUCCACCAAAUCAGCAAACUGGUACACCAGCUUAUAUGGGUCAACCAGCUCCAAAUAGAAGAUUAGAUCCUGACCAGAUGCCAAGUCCAGUUCAAGUUAUGGAAGAUGAUCAACAUAGUAAGGGUGGAGUGUUUUUGACAAACCAAAGGGGCCUUGUUCCUCCAUUAGUAACUACGGACUUUACUGUUCAAGAUGGUGGUAAUGCAUCACCUAGACUAAUAAGAUCAACUAUGUACUCUGUUCCAAUUACAACAGAUAUUAUGAAACAGACUUCAGUACCAUUUGGCUUGGUUAUUAGUCCAAUGGCUAAAAUGAAAUAUGAUGAAUAUUCACCUCCCAUCAUAAAUACUGGUGAUGUCGGUCCAGUUAGGUGUAAAAGAUGUAAAGCAUAUAUGAGCCCGUUUAUGCAAUUCAUUGAUGGAGGAAAACAUUUUGUGUGUCUCUUAUGCAAAGCUUCAACAGAAGUGCCUGUGGAAUAUUUCCAACAUUUGGAUCAUACUGGUCAACGUCUUGACCGUUCUGAAAGACCAGAAUUGUGUUUUGGUUCUUAUGAAUUUAUAGUCCCCAAAGAAUAUUGUCGAAAAGAAAUACAGCCAAAACCACCAGCAUAUGUGUUUGUAAUUGAUGUAUCGUAUAAUAACGUGAAGUCAGGUCUUGUAAGAUUGAUUUGUAGUUAUAUGAAAGAGUUGCUUACUCAAUUGCCUACCGAGUUGGGUGAUGAAAAGAGCAAAAUACGUGUUGGAUUUAUCACGUAUGAUACAACUAUUCAUUUUUAUAACAUAAAGGAAACACUUGUCGUUCCUCAAAUGAUGGUAGUAGGCGACACUACUGAAAUGUUUAUGCCAUUAUUGGAUGGAUUCUUGUGUGAUCCUGAAAAGUCAUCACAUGUUAUUGAUGCGUUAAUGGAACAAAUACCAAUACAGUUUAAUGAAACUCGUACAACCGAAACUGUUCUUUACCCAGCGAUUAAAGCAGGAAUAGAAGCGUUAAAAAACGCCGAUUGCUGUGGUAAAUUGUUUGUAUUCCAUUCAUCUUUGCCAAUUGCAGAAGCGCCAGGUAAACUGAAGAAUCGAGAAGACCGAAAAUUGCUUGCUACAGACAAAGAAAAGUCUGUUUUGAACCCCCAAACAAGUAUUUACAAGGAAUUGGGAGAAGAAUGUGUUCAAGUUGGUUGCGGAGUGGAUUUAUUUGUCACUAAUAAUUCUUACAUUGAUCUUGCGACAAUUGGUCAAGUAUCUAGGAUAAGCGGCGGUGAAAUAUUUAAAUAUACUUACUUCCAAGCCGAGUUUGAUGGUAAACGUUUCUUAUCAGAUUUGAAACGUGAUAUUAGUCGGCCAACAGUUUUUGAUGCUGUUAUGCGUGUUAGAACUUCAACUGGCGUUCGGCCAACAGAUUUCUACGGACAUUUCAACAUGUCAAACACCACUGAUGUGGAAUUAGGUGCUAUUGACUGUGAUAAAGCGAUAGCAAUUGAAGUGAAACACGAUGACAAACUUGAUGAGCAGGAUGGAGUUUUGAUUCAAACAGCCAUGCUUUAUACAUCGUGCAGUGGUCAAAGACGAGUGCGUAUUUUGAAUUUAUCGCUGCGUUCAAGUGGAGAAAUGGGUGAUUUGUAUCGUAGCUGUGAUUUAGAUACAAUUAUGAAUUUCUUUGGGAAACAAGUUAUGUACAAAAUAUUGGAAAGUUCAGGACGACAGGUGAAGGAUGCAAUUAUAAAUAAGACUGCUCAAAUCUUAGCCUGCUACAGAAAACAUUGUGCAUCACCGACCUCAGCCGGUCAACUUAUCUUGCCUGAAUGUAUGAAACUUAUGCCCCUUUAUUUGAAUUGUUUGAUUAAAAGUGAUGCAAUGUCCGGUGGCCCUGAUAUGACAGUUGAUGAUCGUUGGUACAAUAUGCAUCUUGUUAUUACUGCAGACAUACCGACUACUUUAGGCUAUUUUUAUCCUCGGUUAAUUCCGAUUCACACACUUGAAAAUGAAACAAACUUGGCGGACGUAGCAAUACCUUGCCAAUUAAGGUGCUCUAUUGAAAAGUUUUCUGAAAGCGGAGCUUAUAUUUUAGAAAAUGGUGUAUUUAUGUUCUUAUGGCUUGGUUUGGGUCUAAGUCAAACGUUUUUGACUGAUGUAUUUGGUGUAACAAACUGCACACAAGUUAACACUGAACGCACUGAUAUACCUGUAAUCGAUAAUCCGUUGAAUAAAGCCGUCCGUGAAGUGAUAUCUAAAAUACAGGACGAACGAAGUCAUACUAUGAGAUUAUCAAUCAUACGGCAAAGAGAUAAAAUUGAAAUAGUUAUGAGACAUUUCUUAGUUGAAGAUCACAUUGACAACAGCUCGUCUUAUGUUGAGUUUUUGUGUCACAUGCAUAAAGAAAUACGUAAUUUACUCAGUUAGCAAAUACAAAAAUGGUAAUUAAUGGAAUUGCUAUAUUGGGAUUAACGCCAAUACUAGAAUUAUUUAUCCACAACUUUGAUAAUUUUUGCACAGUUGUUCUGUUUCAUUUACAUACCUACGUCUCUAUAUAAAAAAAGAUGUGUAAAACACAGUUUUAAAAAUACCUGUUAUUACUUUUAUUAUUAUUUUUUUGUUUAAUUUUUAUUAUAUGUUAAUUUAUCACCUUUCCUCGGGGUGUAAACAA